This is a messenger RNA of Manihot esculenta (cassava), 1793 nucleotides long. RefSeq lists its product as uncharacterized. The transcript is spliced from 10 exons. Lineage: Eukaryota; Viridiplantae; Streptophyta; Magnoliopsida; Malpighiales; Euphorbiaceae. The record is from RefSeq and is a predicted model, not a curated record. The coding region runs from base 150 to 1283 and encodes 377 amino acids.
AUUUAUGAAUAUCCCUCGUUUUUAUUCUCUCACUAGCAGUUCGUGCCUGGCCACAACAAAGCCCCGCUGGAGCUCCUCCCAGAGUCAGAGGAGCAGAGGCUGACUCCGUUUCGCUGCUACUGCUGGAAACCUCGCAGAGCUUAAUAGAAAUGGCUCCGUUGUCGAUUUUAACACGAUGCUCUUCCUUAAAGAAAGUACCUAAACCAUCACUUCCUAACUCCUUCCACCGACGGCCAUUGAAGCACCUAAGCUCUCUCAAUGUUCCUUGCAGGCUUUUACCACUGCACACCACGAACAAUUUGCUUUCUCGCUUAUUUAGACCAUCACUUCUAAGGAUCAGAAGUGCUCAGGGAGAAGAUGCUGAAAAUUUUGAAGUUACAGCAGAAAGUUUGAAUGGACAAGAUACGGAUGCCAAUGAGAAAAUCAGAAAUCAGAAAAAUAAUCUUAGUGCUGAAGGAAACUCGUUUUUAUUAAUAUUAGCAAUUGCCGUGGGCGUAGCUGCUAUAAUUACAAUCACAUCAAUAGGUCUCAAACGGCCAAGUGUUGGAUCAUUCUUUGGUGUUCAAUUUCUGGCUGAAGGUUCAACAUCUUCAGCCUUGGCUUCAUCCCCUGUUGGUUUCACUUUUAAAGCCUUCGGAUACAGAAUCAUACUUCCUGAAUAUGCACCAGGGUGGAUAUAUUUUUGGUUACUCAUGGCUGCUGGUUGUGGACUGUUCAUCAGUGAGGAGGCUUUAAAUGUUUGGGUUGGCAUAACCUUAUCACGGUUGCUCUCAGUGGAUGGAACAUGGCAAUCUUUUGUUGAGUCGUUCUCCAGAAAUGCUCCAUAUAUAAUGUCCACAGUUUUCUGGGUGUACUGGGGAGUCUGUAUCAGUGAUAUGAUACCGUUCUACCUGGGAAAGUUUUUCACGGAAAGUGGGGCAACUGAUGAUGUUUGUUCAAAGCUAGGCAUUGGUGAAGAGAAGGUAUCGAGCAUCACACGUACUGUGCAACGAUAUGGAAAUCUGGCAGGCAUUGUGGAGCGGUUUUCACUUGGAGUAAGAAAUCCUACAGCUUUCCUAGCAGGGACCCUGGGUAUAUCUCCAGAGUUUUUCUUCGCUGGAGUUUGCUGUGGUGGCUUGAUAACCCUUCCUCUACAGCUCGGGAUUGGAUUUCUACUGAGGGAACGCCCUGUGGUUGCCCUUGCCACCGUCGCCACAGUAGUGGGGAUUUGGACCAUAUUUCCAUAUGCUCUGGCUGUUUUGACAGCACUGUUCCUUUAUAUUGGACGCCGCAACUCUACCUAGCAUUUUGUUGGUCAACCCAAUGCUCAGAAGUUUGGUAAGUGAAAUGUUAUUUAUAUGUGCACCCAUACUACUGUCAAUUGUAAUCUGAAUAGACUUUUAAUUAGUUGGGUGUAUAAACACUGCAGAUAAGGACUUUCCAGUUUUGCAAUAUCGGUUGAAAAUCAUCUCAUAGUUCUCUAUUUUUAACUUUUCCUUUGUAUGCUAGAUAUAAAGUUACCUUCUGCAUUUUUCUCCAAGAAGAAUGAUUUAUAGUUAAUUUAUUAGCUCUAAUACAAGAUAUUGUGCCAUCACAUUCUACCACAUGAUCUUGAAAUAGAACCCGGAAAAAAAAAAGGUCAGGGAGUCUAGGGAUGCCUCUAUUGAAGACCUCCAACAUUAAGUUGAUGUAGAAAUUUAGAGUCAUAAAAUAUUUAUUGUGAAAAUGCAUAAAAGAGAAAAGGAAAAAGAGAGAAAAGUGAGAGGAGAAGGAGACCCGUUUAUUAAGGUCUACUGAAAAAAAAAAAAAAACUU